CUGAGGCAGCAGGACUGGAGCAAACCCCAGCAGUCUCAGCCUCAUGCUUCAUCCUGGGCACUUCUCCUCCUCCUCCUGUCCGCUGUCGACAAUAUUGUGACAAUAUUUAUUUUUUAUUUGUAUUAUUUAGCCACAAAAAAAACACAAAAAGAAAGUGGAGGGGGGGAGAAGUGGGCCGAGUCAUGGAGCUUUAUUGCAUGGAGUCGGACAUAGCCGUGAGAGCCCAGCCUGACCCAAACAUACUCUAUGAUGACAGAGUGUUGCAAAGUUUAUUAACAAUUGAGGACAGGUUUUUACCUCAAUGCUCUUAUUUCCAGCGGGUCCAGAAGGAUAUUCAACCUUAUAUGAGACGAAUGGUUGCAGGUUGGAUGCACGAGGUGUGUGAGGAGGAGAAGAGUAAUGAGGAUGUCUUCCCUUUAGCCAUUAAUUAUUUGGACAGAUUUUUAGCGGUGAUGCCCACAAGAAAGAGUUAUUUGCAGCUUCUGGGAGCUGUGUGCAUAUUUCUGGCCUCCAAGUUAAAGGACUGCAGACCGCUAUCUGCAGAAAAACUUUGCAUGUACACAGACAACUCCAUCUCACCACGAGAACUGCUGGACUGGGAGCUGGUCGUGCUGGGGAAGUUGAAGUGGAACAUGGCCUCAGUCAUCCCCAAUGAUUUCAUAGAGCACAUCAUACGCAGGCUGCCCCUUCCCAAAGACAAGCUGCCGAUGGUCUGCAAACACACGCAGACAUUCAUUGCCCUCUGUGCCACAGAUGACCGCCUUGCCAUGAACCCUCCUUCCAUGAUCGCCACUGGCAGCAUGGGAGCCGCUGUCUGUGGCCUGCAGCUGGACCACAGUGACCCGAGGCUGAGUCGAGACAACCUGACAGACCUACUGGCCAAGAUCACCAACACAGAGGUGGAUUGUUUGAGGGCGUGCCAGGAGCAAAUAGAGCGUGUGCUGGCCACCAGCCUGCAGCAGGGCCAGCAGUACCGGCGAGAGAACGGCAUCAGAGCAGGCAACAAGGCGAGGGAGCAGCAAGACCAGUCCAGCACCCCCACAGAUGUACGUGAUGUCAACUUAUGAACUCCCAUCACCACCCGACUCGCACACACCGCUCUGUUUUACCAAUGAACUAACGGGAGCGAAGGACGCAAGCGAGUAUCUACAUCAAGGGGCCAACAUUGAGCGAUGGUUGUGACAAUCUAUGAACUUUUAGAAAAUAUGAAAUUUCUAGUUUUUCUCCUUCUUUUUUUUGUUGCCCCAUUCAUACCCGGUCGGGUGUACGUCUCACCUCUCUGUACGGGCCUCAUGUAAUCAAACGGGCUAUUUAAAAAAGAAAAAAAAAAAGAGAAAAUAAUCUUUGAAAACGUGAUCGUGCCUUCGGUCCCCCGACACGGAGACCUGAAUAUAUUUUUCAUACUUGAAAAAAAAAAACCUGCAUAAUUAUAUGAAAUAUACUUUUUUUAUUUUAUACAACCUAGUAAAAAUAAAUAUGAUAAAUAUUGUAUAUUUAGCUAGCAUUUAGUUAUGUUACUCUUUUAUCAUCUUUAGUGAGCAGUUAUUAAUUCACAGUUUUAAUGGGUUUCCUCACCGUUGCAGGAAAACUCCCAUCGUAGUGAUUGAAACGCUGAUAAUAAAUACAGCACAUUUAAACUAAGCUGAUAUCCAGUCAGAGGAGCUCUCUAUCUAUCUAUCAUACUGUGCACCUGUAGCACUGCUUACUAUUUAUGCUGAUAAGUGCUGGCCAGGAGUGGGCUGGGCCCGCUCACAGAGGAAGGACAUGAGGGGCUUUGAGGUCUGGAGCAGUGGCUACUGUUAAAGGUCAACACGGAGGACAAGGUCAGUUAUUAAGGUCUUGAUUUCACUGCCAAAUCCACGGACCAGUACAGUAUGUUAAUACGAUGAUAUGUAUUAUAAUUCAGCAAGGCAACAUUGUUAUUGUUCUGUUCUAGGUCUAUCUCCGACAUGUUAGUGUUUAGUGAUGGUUUGCAGGCAAUUUUAGCCUCUGCUAGGUAGUACUGAUGUCAUAUUGCGAGAGGAAAAAGGAGAUUUGGAAGGUUUUUACCAGGUUUAGAGGAAAUGGAUGCAGGUUGAAGGUUUUCUUGUGAGGUUUUGGAAAAGAAACGCAUGUGGAAUAGGGGUGCUAGAAGUCAGGAUUGAUGAAUAAUAGCGAAUUGGCGAGGCGAACUUAAGCUAUGUAAUGUUUCUGCAGUUGCACGAGUGACACAAUGUAGGUGGAAGAAUCCCC
This is a messenger RNA of Cottoperca gobio, 2232 nucleotides long. RefSeq names its product G1/S-specific cyclin-D2-like. The transcript is spliced from 5 exons. The record is from RefSeq and is a predicted model, not a curated record. Bases 183 to 1067 code for a protein of 294 amino acids. Lineage: Eukaryota; Metazoa; Chordata; Actinopteri; Perciformes; Bovichtidae.